GGUCAGUGUUCCUAUUUUCGCAGACUGCAACAGUGUUCUCCCCACCAAGUCAGAGCUUUAUAACCGAGAAAUCUGACCUUGUCUUCCUGUUCCAUCCCGUUCCGUUCAACGUCUGCCAGGAAGUUUCAUCGUGGAAUAUUUUGACGUUUCGUGAAUAGUGACUGAAUCUUAGUACCGACUCUUUGCGAAUCAGUACAAAAGGGAAGGGAAAAAAUUAUGGAGUGAAAACAAACAUUGUGAAAAUAAUAUUCUGUUCAAGGGUAAUUUGCAAUUCAUAACAUUCAGCAACAAAUUAGAAUGUUCCCGAAAACUGAUAUGCAAUGAAAUUCCUUUGCACUCUUUGGGAGUCAGAGAUACAAACACAUGAAGUAAUUCACAAUAUCAUCACCAUUAACGUAAAGUCUUUGGCGAAAUUCAGUUGAAGGGAAAUUUACUUGCAGGAGUGAAUGUUUGUUGCGUAUUUGUAAAGUAGCAGUUACACGGGAUUUUAAAGUUGGAAUGGCUUCAGCUAUGGAUGUUGACGAUGAGGAGGUAGAUUUCGCAGCAUCCAGCAGCACAAAGGGAGAAAAGAAACGUUUUGAAGUAAAGAAGUGGAAUGCUGUCGCGCUGUGGGCAUGGGAUAUCGUCGUCGAUAACUGUGCAAUUUGCCGUAACCAUAUAAUGGAUUUGUGUAUCGAGUGCCAGGCUAAUCAGGCGUCAGCCACCAGCGAAGAGUGCACAGUAGCAUGGGGAGUCUGUAAUCAUGCAUUCCAUUUCCACUGUAUCUCACGCUGGCUCAAGACAAGGCAGGUCUGCCCACUGGAUAACAGAGAGUGGGAAUUCCAGAAGUAUGGCCACUGAUGACAGACAAAGUUGUAUGUACAUCAGUUCAUCGAAGCACUGACAACGCCUGGAUUACAUCAGCUGACAGUGUUUCCAGUGGGAAAAAAGCAGAUGUUGUCUAAUACAUUUUUAAAUUUCUGAAAUAUCUCUCCUUAAUUGUUAUUAAUUAGUACUGAAUGUAAACAAAAUUUAUGUGAUUGUCAUGAAUGUAUCUUGAACUAUUGAUUGUGAUUUAGAUGAUGUUAAGCUUUCAAAUUCAUUUCUAGUUUUACUGGCCAUUAAAACUUUAUAAGAAGUUGUCAACCAAUUUCAUAGUAGUACUAAGAAUGGUAUGUAAAUGUAGUAUGCUUAGCUAUUGGUCAGUGCUUCUUUGGGACUGCUAUGUGACAUACCUGCCUACUAUGCUGAUCCUCCCAUCAUCAUCAUCAUCAUCAUCAUCAUAUCCAUCUCCAUGAUCAUGAUAACCACCACAACCACCUCCAUUACCACACCCUUCUUGUCACCACCACCACUACUACUACUUCAACUACUACUACUAUUUGGUAUUGUUUAUCAUAAUUGUUUAAUGUACAGUUUGCAUAGUGAAUGAAAUUCCUAAGUUUUGAUAGUCAAUAAUGUUAUUAUUUGCAAUAACAGAGCAUUCUUUCAUUAUGGAAGUUUUGUAUUGGAAUUAAUUAAAAAAGAUCUGCCUACA
Schistocerca gregaria is the source of this 1516-nucleotide messenger RNA. RefSeq names its product RING-box protein 1A (gene Roc1a). Bases 499 to 840 code for a protein of 113 amino acids. The transcript is spliced from 5 exons. Gene Ontology annotation, cellular component: cullin-RING ubiquitin ligase complex; nucleus. The record is from RefSeq and is a predicted model, not a curated record. Lineage: Eukaryota; Metazoa; Arthropoda; Insecta; Orthoptera; Acrididae. Gene Ontology annotation, molecular function: cullin family protein binding; zinc ion binding; ubiquitin protein ligase activity. Gene Ontology annotation, biological process: protein ubiquitination; ubiquitin-dependent protein catabolic process.